Menidia menidia (Atlantic silverside) is the source of this 3413-nucleotide messenger RNA. The record is from the annotation of a GenBank genome assembly. NCBI's taxonomy places the organism in Eukaryota, Metazoa, Chordata, Actinopteri, Atheriniformes, Atherinopsidae.
GCGGUGCUGAGCACGGACGCUCGCGCCCCUCCAUAAAUGCCCGGUCCGUCGAGGAGGCUCGAGGCUGGGCAGCAAGAUGAGCUCGUGGGUGCAGCUGCUGCUCGUGGUGCUGGCGGCGUGUCCGCGGUCCGGCCAAGCCGAGGGGGACGCUCUGCCUGCAGCCCUGGUGGAGCUGGUUAGAAACAGCCCCAUCUCUUCCAUAGAGGACCUCCAGCUGCUUCUGCUUUCUGACUCCGUAGAUGAGGAGGACGGCACCUCUGCAGCCAAUGGAGGACACAGACUACCACGGAGCCUCGUCCGAACGGAGGUGGUGGAAGUCACCAGGGCCAUGCUGGACCGCAGCAACGCCAACUUCCUGCUGUGGCCGCCGUGUGUGGAAGUGCAGCGCUGCUCCGGCUGCUGCAACACCAAGAGCCUGCAGUGCGUCCCUGUGGUCACGCACACCAGAUACCUGCAGGUCAUGAAGAUUGAGUACAUCAACAAAAGACCCACCUACGCUAAAGCGGUGGUCUCAGUCAUGGAUCACGUGGAGUGCAGAUGUCAGCCGGCUCCACGCCUCCCCAUCCCCAAGAAAAAAUCCUCACGCAGGCCGCACAGCCACCUGCAUCGAAACCAGACGGUCAUCCAGGGGCCUGCACAGGGACAGGUGAAGUUGCACUCCAAAGAUGAACUCCAUCAUUUGGAUGAGCUGAAACAAAACCAGAGGGCCCAUUUUGAGGAUCUCCUGGAUCAACACUGGAAUCCCAGAGGAGACACCUUUACUCAGCCUGGAGAGGCAUACAGCCUCACUGGAGGGGACGGAUCUCGCUCUGGGGAAGCUGUUCUUUUUGCCCCACACUGGACUCACAACUCCACCAGGCCUCUUGGGACUGAGGGUCAAAAUCACAAGCGGGAGAACCUGGAGAGGGAGGACGGCGAGCCGUCAGACGACAACAAAACUGUUCUCUCUGGGGAAAAGGCGAAGUUGAGAGAAGGCGGGGAUAGAUCGCAGUUCAACAACACUGAGGAGAGUGUGAACACAGGAAAAGAAGACAUGCAGACCCACGGCCUGCCUGGGCAAGAAGAAAAAUUCCGACUUUCAAAGAGCCAAACUAGUGGACUCUCUCAGCAGGUCACUGAAAAUCCUCAGUUCCAAUUCAAUCCAAGCGAGGAGGCCGCCGCGGAGAGAGUGGGCAGCAGGCCCCGACCGACCAAAGAGCCAAACCCAGAGCCUCGCCAGCAGCCCCGGCAGAGAGAAAACGAGACUCCCGACGUGGUGGGGAUGUUACAGGCCGAAGAAGAAAAAUUACAGGCAGAGAAAAAAGAGCUCCUUCUCCUCCAUAAGAAGUUAGACCAUGAGAAGGAGAUUCUUCGACAGCAGCAAAUCAAGCGGGAAGAGGAAGAAAGAGACAAUCAGCACCACCUGCAUGGGAAACCUCACCACCGUCUGCAAACCACACAGAAACCAGACAACGACGUCUACAACCACCACGCGGAAGCCGGCUUCCCCAGAGGGCUCCAGGUUCCCCUAUCGUCCACACAGCGCGAGGAGGAGGCUGAGGAAGAAUCGCAAACGGAUCAGCAAAGCAGCCAUGAGAGCGAUGCUCAUGUGAGCCCAGAAACACGCAGUGAACACGGUGCGUUUGAGGACAAUCCAGAGAUGAAGCCGAAGGACACCCCCCCCCACGCCUUCGUUUCAGUAUUUAUUCUUUUGUCAGUAACCCGCUCGUCUUGUGAGAUCUCCUCAGUAACACUACUAAUGACUGUCCGCUGAACCUGUAGCUAUUCCUGGAUGGAGUACAGAAGAGGGGGAAAAAGAAGAUGGAAUAUUUUUACGAGAAGGACCUUCUUUAGAGAAAGAUGGCCUCUACAAUCGCUGAUGGACAGUAAAACGUGGCAACUACAGACUGAUGAAAGUGCGCGGAGUCGUGUGGGGCGCGAAAAAGCACCGCUGUAGAACUGUGGGUCUUAGUGCAAUCUCAGAACUCUUCUCGGAUCCUCGUUUAUCUAUCAUCAGACGGAAUCUGCGCUGAGUGAGUGUUGGCAGAGCCCCGUCCAUGUGGGGAUAACAGCUUGUAGCUGAAAGCCUCGAUUUUGUGAUAACCACUGUUAGAUUAGAGGGGGGGGGGAUAAAAGAGAACAUAGUUUUGGAAAAAUUUACAGAAUGUGGACAUAAACGUUGAAUUGUAAUUGGGUCAUCUGAGACGCAGUGGUCAGCAGCAGCAUGUCCAUGUGAUAUCCUUCAUUAGCUCACUAAAACCACAUUGUAAUUACAUUAAACUCACGGCAAACACUGGAAUAGAACGCAGACAGGAAUAGAGAAUUAAAAGAGAACAGAUUUUAUGCGCAGGCGUAACAACAACAAAAAAAAGAAGACCUGUGAGCCGUUAAUGUGCUAUGACUAUUAUUUAUUUAUCUUUACUGUUACUGUGGAUUAACUCUCUCCGUACAAAUACUGCAAAGAAGAUGUUGUUGAUAUACAUCAUGCACAACAGUCAGUCUGGCUAUUUUAAAUAGGAGCAAAGACUAAUAUAACCUCCCCCCCCCCCACACACAAAAAAGCAGGUCAGAACCCUCUGUGACCUCUCAGUACCGUGCAGUGUUCAACAUCUGUGUGUGCAUGUUGUGUUUGUUUUUUGUGUUUUUAGGGGCUACUGCUGUACCAAAUGUAUCUCUGGUCUUUGUUUUCUACAGAGGGGGGGGGCGGGGGUCUCUUCCCCAGUUUCUCUUUUGCUCGAAAACAAUCAGAUUUCUGGUCCACGCUGAGACGCGCUCCGGCCGUUCUGUGAGGCGUCGCCCCAUUUAAAAAACUAAUUCCUUUACAGGAAACCUACAAGGUCAACGUAAGUACACUGCAAAAACAAACAAAACAAAACAAAAAAAAAGAAGCCAAGUUUAGCUAAUGUAGAUUGUCUCUCUGUCCUGUUUAUCUCUGUCCGUAACGACGUGUAGAAACACACCGCUGAUGCUAUUCUGUGUCCAACAACUCAUAGUCAGCCAAACAUCUUAAAUUAUUGAAAAACACGGCUUGUAUUUCCUAUGUACCAACUUAUAACUGUUACUUAUUGUGGUCUGUUUUAUUAUAAGAUAUGGUGGAGAAAAAAAGAGAAUGUUUGUGAUAACGUUGCCAAAUAAUGCUAUUUUCAUAUGAGUAUAAGAAGCUAAUGUGCUUAAAUUGACAUUGUUUGAGUUUUUAUUCCACUUGUGUCCUCAUUUGAACAACACGAUGACAGUCAUGCACACUUUAGCUGUUUAUAGAACAUUAACUAAUUUAAUUUAGCAUGUUAGCACGUUGAAAUGGGAUCAUUUGUAGCCUAAUAAGCAGCCUCCCUCGUAAACGUACAAAUAUUUAUAUGAAUAAUGUUAGUCUUGCUAUGAUACCUGUGACAACUGGGCUAACACGAACACAAAAAAAAAACGACAGAACUUUUACA